GUAACCCCAAGGCGUAGAUGAGUUGGUAAGGCGCUCUUCUAGCUUAAGUGAGGUCGCGGGUUCGAACCGUACUCAUGUAUGCAGCCGUUUAAAACUUGGGGCCAGAGCUUUGCCUCCCGCAAGGGACCUACCCGGCUCGAGUGGGGAUUAGUCUGAAUGUGGAAGGCUUAAAGGUGCCGUUUCAUAGUUGGAACCCGUUCAGGACACCUCAUGAUCAGAUCAAAAAAUCCAAGUGGUGUAGUGGAAAGUGAGUUGUGUGAAUUUUAAAGGAGAAUUAGGAAGCUAUCUUGUUUUUGAAGGAGGAUGAUUAGGAAGGUAAGGAAUGGUAUGCAUCUUUGCAACUACCACAAAAGAAAUUAUUUUCUAUUCUAUUCGUUGAGUCAACUCCAAGACUCUUCUCAUCUCUUUUUCUUGGCUACCUCUUCACUUUUUCUCUUGUUGUUGGUAAUAGUUUAGCUCCAAUAGCGUUCCGUUAGAUAGGAACAGAUUUGAUAAAUACUCGGAUAGAGUGUUCGAACGGAAAAAUCCAUAUGGAAAAACAUGGACAUGGUUUCUUGAUUUUCUUGUUUGUUAUUCAAUUGUCCCUUGGCCUGCUCUCCUUCGCUUGUUGUAUGAUUGCUGAGUUCAAGAAAGUCAAGAGGGGAGAUGUCAAGUUGGAUAAUAAAUUUUGUUAUUUGCCAGAAAGUAGGGCUUUUGGCUAUGGAAUUGCUGCUUUGAUAUGCUUGAUAGCUGCUCAAAUCAUAGGUAAUUUGGGAAUUUGCUGCAAAAAGAAUUCAUUUACUUCAGAAUUUGCAACACCAUUUCUGGUUUUAUCAUGGAUGAGCUUUGGGGUUGCAGUGAUUCUAUUAAGCACAGCAACUAGCAUGGGGAGACGGCAGGAAUAUGGAAAAGGAUGGUUAAAGCAGGAAUGCUAUGUAGUCAAAGAUGGAGUCUAUUUCGGAUCAGCAUUCUUAGUCCUGCUUUCUGUAGCGUCCGCAAUUGCCUCGGCUUUUUCCAAUAUCAGAAAAACACAAGCGACAAGAGUACACGCACACGCACAAUCACAAGCACAAGAAGUUGCAUAGCAAACAAAGUGUUGUAGCAAAUACAACCUUUGUUGUGGAUAUAUAUUCAAAGAAACAACUACACUAGCAACAUACACUGCUAAAAAAACAUAUAUUUUGCCCAACACAUCAAUUUACAGCCAAAAAAAGAGUUCCGAUUGUAAAUUAAACGCGGAUAAAUAAGUGACUGCUACAUGUUCUCAUUUUUCUUACCACAUGUAAACAAAUCGAAUUGACAGUUCCAGUAAUAAAAAAAAGAGCCAAAUUGAUAUCAA
Molecule: messenger RNA, 1318 nt
Organism: Mercurialis annua (annual mercury)
Lineage: Eukaryota; Viridiplantae; Streptophyta; Magnoliopsida; Malpighiales; Euphorbiaceae
Product: protein MODIFYING WALL LIGNIN-1-like
Exons: 3
Coding region: 531-1064 (177 amino acids)
Source: RefSeq, a predicted model, not a curated record